GUUCCAAUUCCUCACGUUUCGCACUCCUUUGUCUCAAUCAAAAUCGCUCGAACACUCAAAGAUGGAUACCUUCCUUUUCACCUCCGAAUCAGUAAACGAAGGCCACCCUGACAAAAUCUGCGAUCAGGUUUCAGAUGCUAUCCUAGAUGCUUGCCUGGAGCAAGACCCAGAGAGCAAAGUUGCGUGCGAGACCUGUACAAAAACUAACAUGGUAAUGGUGUUUGGUGAGAUUACAACCACGGCUAAAGUGGACUACGAGAAAAUAGUUCGUGACACUUGUAGAGGCAUCGGGUUUGUAUCUGCUGAUGUUGGCCUUGACGCCGAUAACUGCAAAGUUCUUGUGAACAUCGAGCAGCAGAGCCCUGAUAUAGCUCAAGGAGUUCAUGGUCAUCUGACCAAAAAACCUGAGGAAAUUGGAGCUGGUGACCAAGGUCACAUGUUUGGCUACGCCACUGAUGAAACACCUGAGCUAAUGCCCCUUACUCAUGUUCUUGCAACCAAACUAGGUGCUAAGCUCACAGAGGUCAGAAAGAACAAAACAUGCCCAUGGUUGAGGCCGGAUGGUAAAACCCAAGUGACUGUUGAGUACAAGAACGAUAAUGGAGCCAUGGUUCCUAUCCGUGUGCACACGGUGCUCAUCUCAACUCAACAUGACGAAGCAGUCUCGAAUGAGAAGAUUGCUGCAGAUUUGAAAGAGCAUGUAAUCAAACCAGUGAUUCCGGCUGAAUAUCUCGAUGACAAGACUAUCUUCCACCUCAAUCCUUCUGGUCGAUUUGUGAUAGGUGGCCCUCACGGAGAUGCAGGACUUACUGGCCGGAAGAUUAUCAUUGACACUUAUGGUGGAUGGGGUGCUCAUGGUGGAGGUGCCUUCUCCGGCAAGGAUCCGACCAAGGUUGAUCGGAGUGGUGCAUACAUUGUUAGGCAGGCGGCGAAGAGUGUGGUGGCUUCAGGGCUUGCCCGGCGCUGCAUAGUGCAGGUUUCUUAUGCCAUUGGAGUGCCAGAACCACUGUCUGUUUUUGUGGACACUUACAAAACUGGGAAGAUUCCAGACCGCGAUAUCCUUGCCCUGAUUAAGGAGAAUUUCGACUUCAGGCCAGGAAUGAUUUCCAUCAAUCUUGACCUCAAAAGAGGAGGAAAAUUUCGGUUCCAGAAAACUGCUGCUUAUGGUCAUUUUGGACGAGAUGACCCUGAUUUUACUUGGGAGACCGUGAAGCUGCUUAAGCCCAAGGCUUAAAGUAGCCAUGGCAUUUCUACAGGUGGUCAUGGUUGUAGCCAUCUUUUGGUUUUGGAUUUUGGGGGAAAAGAAAUAAAGGAGCUUCAUUGCGUGCAUCCACUCAUGGAGAUAGAUUACCCAGCUUUCAUGAGAAAUUGAAGCAGAGACGAAUACCUGGCUUUCGCACAAUAGGAGCUUGUAGAAUUAGUUGGUUUCUGUUUUUGACCCCUUUAAA
Molecule: messenger RNA, 1448 nt
Organism: Neltuma alba
Lineage: Eukaryota; Viridiplantae; Streptophyta; Magnoliopsida; Fabales; Fabaceae
Product: S-adenosylmethionine synthase 1-like
Exons: 2
Coding region: 62-1234 (390 amino acids)
Biological process (GO): S-adenosylmethionine biosynthetic process
Molecular function (GO): ATP binding; methionine adenosyltransferase activity
Source: RefSeq, a predicted model, not a curated record